Molecule: messenger RNA, 890 nt
Organism: Schistosoma guineensis
Lineage: Eukaryota; Metazoa; Platyhelminthes; Trematoda; Strigeidida; Schistosomatidae
Source: the annotation of a GenBank genome assembly
AUGUCAGCUACUGACCAAAUUCGUGCCCUUCUGGAUGAAUAUAUGGGAACAACCCGAAAUGGACAAGAACCAAGGAUAGAGUUUGAUAAUCCUCGCGUCUGUAAAAGUUAUCUACUGGAUUGUUGUCCAAAUGAAAUAUUAUCGGGAACGCGAAUGGACUUGGGAAACUGCCUUUUCAUACAUGAUCCUGCUCAUAAGGCAGAUUAUCGCAAAGAACCAGACACGAAAAAAUUCCAAUAUGAGCUCGAUGCACUAGAGCAUUUAGAGGCAUUCAUUCGGGACUGCGACCAACGAACAGAUGUUGCAAAGGCAAAGCUGCGGGAGACCCAGGAAGAAUUAACAGAUGAAGCUUCACAAAAGGCUGAACAUAUAAAUCAACUAAGCGAGCAAAUAGGAACAAAGUUAGCUAAGGCUGAACAACUUGGCGCAGAUGGCCAUGUUGAGGAAUCUUUGAAACUUAUGAAGGAGGUUGAAGAAUUGAACUUGGAAAAAGCUAAAAGCGAAGCAGAUUUGCGGACUGCAAUACCAACAAGCACUUACCAGCAACAGAAGCUUCGGGUCUGUGAGGUUUGUUCUGCCUAUCUUGGUGUGCACGACAAUGAUCGUCGACUCGCAGACCAUUUUGGAGGAAAAUUGCAUCUGGGUUUCAUUGAGAUUCGGCAAAAAUUAGCUGAGUUGAGGCAGUAUGUGAACGAAAAUCAUAUUGUUCGUAGGCGCAGGUUUGAAGGGUACAACCGAUCCAUUUUUAUCACAGUGGAGGAGAGACGUGAGAAAGAGCGUAUUCGCGAACGCGAACGUGAGCUGGAAAAAAGUGAACGUCGACAGAAAUCCCGAAGUCGUAGUCGUUCACGGAGUCAUUCUCAUAGUCGGAGGCAUAGUCGUCACCGUAA